ACGCUCGAUGGGCAGUAAUUCUUGUUUGUCCCGAGUUUCGUUGCCUCCUUUUUUUCCUUAUUUCUUAUUUUUAAUCUCAGACCACGCAACGAGGAGCCUCUUGCGGGUGCCCCCGUCCACGGCCUCCGAGCCUCCGGGGCUAUCAGUUUUGGUUUGUUUAUUUUCUAUUUUCCUCUGCCCACAAUCGAGUUGCUGGGAGUUGCUCUGGGACCAACCCCGUGGCUCCGUUGAACUGGACGGAUGUCAAAGCUGUCGCUCGUCGCCGUCGGAGUCGGAUCCACAGAAGUGUCCGUUCCCAGCGCUCCUAUGCACACACAAUCGGACGGACUAUGUACCGGGCACUGGGUGGUAGGCGCACAAUUGUUUGCACAAUCCGGUGACGGCCCACGGAUCGACACCGAGGGCCGCAGACGUCCUGGGCCGUAGACACAGCCUACGAGUAAAAACCACACAGCUGUAGAUAACACACAUUAUUGGUCGGAUGACGGUUUUCUUACCGUUACGCCCGGCGGCACCAUCUUGGUCGUCGCUGCGUUUGAAUGCGCUGGACACAACCAGCCCCCUCUCUCCGCUACCAGCACACCAACGGAGUUGCCCUCCUUAUCUUAUCAGCAAGUAUAUUUAACCAUGAUGCCACCCAUCAUUAUUCCCAUUUACUCACUGGAUCGACCGAUCCCUGGCUGGCCGACGGCCGUGAACGGGUGCACUCCAGAAAUGGCUGCCAUCGCUGGGCGAGCGAGAGAGAAGCGGGAAAGUUCCAGCUUACGCCGUCCACCAGCGGCGGCCCAGACUGGUGACAUCGGCGGCCGAGGUCGCUUCCAAACGCCCCUUUUUAUGCUGCUGCCGAAGCUGAUCGGGUACGCCAUAUGCUUUUACUCGUACUCAACGUGGCAAGGAAAGUCUCUGGCCCUGGAGGACAUCUACAUUCGGCCGCAGUACCGACGGCACGGAUACGGCGAACAUUUCUUCAAGGCACUCGCUAGGCAUGCACGUGACAAUCACUGCUCGCGGAUCGACUUCCAUGUGCUGGACUGGAAUCCGGCUACCAGCUUCUACCGACGGAUGGGUGCGCUGGAUCUCACCGAAGCCGAGAGCUGGCACUUCUAUCGUUUGCCAAAGGAUGCCAUCGUUGCGCUGUGUGACGAGUGAGAUUCGAAAUAGCUUCUGGUUCCCUUGAAAGGACCCACCCUGCGAUUUUAUUGCAAGUAUUAUAAACGUCCAGCUAGAAAUACAACAACAUCUAGAACCUACAUUUCGUUCCCACCACACAAAUGUAUCAAUUUAUUACGGUGGUUGUGUCCAACAACGGAGGUGGAGUUGCCGGCUUUCCAUGUUCCAACAUCAGGUGGCACUUGUUUUCCGCUUCCUUCAAAAUAAGUACAUUCCCCACCAGAUUGACCAGAUAGACUAGUACCACCAUGAACAGUGACGCAUUAUACAGACAGUUGAAACAUCCGUUGGGCAGCGGCUUACUGCACCUUAACCGUUCGAACAGACCCAUAAAUCCGUGAAGGAACUAGAAACAUUAAACGCAUGGCGGUUUCAUUAGUGCCCUUGCAACGCACACGGGGGCAUCACACUUACCAGCAGCACGAGCGAAAUGCCAAAAAGUCCCAGCAAUAAAUAAUACAACAUCCCGAGUC
Messenger RNA from Anopheles cruzii, 1643 nucleotides. Its product is annotated as thialysine N-epsilon-acetyltransferase. Gene Ontology annotation, molecular function: N-acetyltransferase activity. The transcript is spliced from 2 exons. Bases 628 to 1149 code for a protein of 173 amino acids. The record is from RefSeq and is a predicted model, not a curated record. NCBI's taxonomy places the organism in Eukaryota, Metazoa, Arthropoda, Insecta, Diptera, Culicidae.